AUGACUGCUUCAGGAGGCUCUGAGGCCGAUGGCCGUGACAGCCCCAAAUACACUUCAGCCCUUGACGAGAAGGAGUUAUCUACUGUCCAGGCCAUUGCCGCCAAUGGUGCCCACGAGAGUGACGAUGAAGCGACCGGCCUCCGCAAGGAACUUCCUACAGAUGAGGAGAUAGCGACUUUGCGUCGUGUCCCUGAUAGGAUCCCAUGGAUUGCUUUCAGCAUUGCCUUUGUCGAAUUGUGCGAACGAUUCUCAUAUUAUGGAACAACCGCAGUUUUCGUCAACUUCAUUCAACAGCCACUUCCAAAGGGCUCGACUGCUGGUAACAGCGUUGGGCCUGGUAUCAUCACCAGCCGUGUCCCCGGUGCCCUCGGUCUAGGUCAACGAGCGUCCACUGCCAUCAGUACAUUUAACUCUUUCUGGGCCUAUAUCAUGCCUUUGGUUGGUGCCUAUAUCGCGGAGGAGCAUCUUGGACGUUUUAGAACAAUCAUGUACUCCAUUGCCUGUGCCCUUGUUGGACACACCAUCCUCAUCAUCUCCGCCAUACCUCCAGUUAUCAAGAAUCCGAAUGGUGCACUUCCAUGCUUCGUUAUUGGUCUUGUUAUCAUGGGUGUCGGAACUGGCGGAUUCAAGUCCAACAUUUCCCCCCUGAUUGCUGAGCAAUACACAGAAACCCAGAUGUAUAUCCGAACGGAAAAGUCAGGAGAACGAGUUAUUGUCGACCCUGCUGCAACAGUGUCUCGUAUCUUCAUUUUGUUCUACCUCAUGAUCAAUAUCGGCUCGCUCUGUGGUCAAAUCGGCAUGGUUUUCGCUGAAAAAUAUGUUGGAUUCUAUCUCUCCUUCCUCCUUCCAACACUUAUGUUCUGCCUAUGCCCGUUGGUGCUGUUUGUUUGCCGCAAGAGAUACGUCCGUACCAAACCAGGUGGCUCAAUUUACUACAAGGCCAUGAAACUAAUCGGACUCGUCGCCAAGGGCAAGGGCUCUUGGAACAUCGCCAAGAUGGGCCGUAACUUCAAGCACCCAGACAGCUGGAAUGCUUGUAAGCCCAGUCGCCUUGCCAACAAGCCAGCCUGGAUGACAUUUGAUGACGCUUGGGUUGACGAAGUUCGACGAGGCAUCAUUGCUUGUUCCGUCUUCCUGUGGUACCCUCUUUUCUGGGUAGCCUACAAUCAAGGAACUACCAACCUUACGUCCCAGGCUGCCACUCUGGAGCUCGCUGGAGUACCAAACGAUAUCAUCAACAAUCUCAACCCCAUUACCCUCAUUGUUUUCAUUCCAAUUAUGGACAGAAUCGUUUAUCCGUCUCUCCGAAAGAGUGGCAUCCGGUUCACCCCCAUCAAGCGUAUUACCACCGGUUUCUUCCUUGCUGGUUGUGGAAUGGUCUCUUCAGCAGUCCUGCAGUACUAUAUUUACAAAACCAACCCAUGUGGAAACGAGGCAAGCAAAUGCAAGACAGAGUAUGGAAAGAACUCUCCCAUCAGUGUCUGGGUUCAAGCUGUUGCCUAUGUCCUCGGUGGUGUCUCUGAAAUUUUUGCAUCCGUGACGUCUCUUGAAUAUGCAUUCAUGAAGGCUCCGAGAAACAUGCGAUCUCUAGUUCAAGCGUUCGCACUUUUCAUGAACGCCAUCUCCUCCGCUCUGCUCCAGGCCCUGGUUGGCUUGUCAGCUGAUCCUCUUCUCAUUUGGAACUACACUGUUACCGCCUGCUUAUCUUUUAUUGGAUGUGUUGGUUUCUGGAUUAGCAACCGGAAGGCUGACCAGGCUGAGGACGAACUGAACCAACUUGCUGUGGCAGACUUCCAUGCCGGCGAAAAGGAAGGGGAAAAAGCCGCAUAA
Messenger RNA from Trichophyton rubrum CBS 118892, 1830 nucleotides. RefSeq lists its product as uncharacterized. Lineage: Eukaryota; Fungi; Ascomycota; Eurotiomycetes; Onygenales; Arthrodermataceae. The transcript has 5 exons. Bases 1 to 1830 code for a protein of 609 amino acids. The record is from RefSeq and is a predicted model, not a curated record. Gene Ontology annotation, molecular function: dipeptide transmembrane transporter activity. Gene Ontology annotation, cellular component: membrane. Gene Ontology annotation, biological process: transmembrane transport; oligopeptide transport.